GUAAGCUUGUCACUCGAGUCAUGGCGGAAGGGGUUUGAAGAUGACAGCGCAAGCCCUCGACGUGUCCUGCUGUUAGCGGGUCCGUCUGUGGCUCUGUGCUGCCUUCUCUCAUGCUGAGCCACCAACAUGACAACUGCCUGAUGCUUGGUUCAACUUUUGAUGUAGUGCGAGUCCUCGGAUUUUCAGCCGCUGCUGCCCCAUUAUCGGUUUGAGGGUUGGAGGAGUGUGCUUCGUAGGACGAGUGAUCAAAACCGAGAGAGUAUUUUAGGUGGCUGCACCGCCCGAAACAGCCGCUCGCGGCGCUCGGCAUAGCCAUCGCUUUACCUCCGUAGUCCGUACAGCUUAAAUCCCCGCAAUGUUCCAUCCCGCAACCCUCGAGGUUCUCUCCUUCAGGGCAAGUGUGUGCUCCCCAUCAACUCGACUAAUUACGCCAGUGUGUCCGUCGCCGGCGCCCAAACUUGCGAAAUGAUCCGUAACCCGACCCAUCAUCGCAUGCUGCAAUUGGCAGUAUUUGCUUGGCUGGCACUCGAAGUGUCUGCUCGAGGCGGAGGCGGAAGCACAGGCGGUGGAAGUUUCGGCGGGUCCGGGUCAUCCUCAGGGAGCGGGUCUGGGUCCGGAAGUGGGACCGGAGGCGGAACCAACUCCGACGAUGGAUCCUACCCCGGCUAUUGGCCCGGAAGCGGCAGUAGUGGAAACCGGUUCAGCGGGUCCCGAACCGGAGCCGGGUUCGAUGUCGAGAGCGCGCUGAACUACCGACGCAUCCACGGCAUCCUCGCCGCGCUGGCCAUGGUCCUGCUCUUCCCCAUCGGCUCCAUCCUGCUGCGUGUGCUCCCCGGCCGCAUCGGCUUCUGGGCGCACGCCCUUUUCCAAGCGGUCGCUCUCUGCGUGUAUAUUGCGGCAGCUGCGCUGGGAAUCUACUUGGUUCGGCUCGUUCAAAUCCCGGGAUUUGGAAGCUUGCUGGACAAUUCUUCGACGAAUUACCACCCCGUCAUCGGGCUCGUUCUCCUCGUGAUGUUCUUUAUUCAACCUGUGAUUGGAGUUAUUCACCACAAGGUGUAUAAGAGACUGCAGAGGCGCCAAAUCUGGUCCUAUCUGCAUCUCGCCAACGGGCGUGUCGGCAUCACCCUUGGCAUCAUCAACGGUGGGCUGGGGCUACACCUCGCCGGCGCUUCGGACUACCGCAAGAGGGUGUAUGCCAUUGUCGCUGCUAUCAUGUGGGCUCUUUGGAUGGGUGUUGCUGUCUGGGCUGAGCUCAGGAGAGCAUGGAGAAGCCGGCAGGCUACCAAGUCCACGGGUCCAGUAGUGACCAAAUUCCCUGGUGGCGAGCGAAGAGAUAGUGAGGACUAGGAUGAACGUUACUUGAAUGCUUGUUCUCCGGGUGUCCGGGAGGACGGGGUAGAGAGCGAACAGCUGAGCGUUGUUUCUAUUGAAAAUAUGAACAGAAAUUGCAUCAUGUAGCGAGUGGUUCCCUAGAUCACAAUAUACCUGACUUGUUG
Canariomyces notabilis is the source of this 1496-nucleotide messenger RNA. RefSeq lists its product as uncharacterized. Bases 493 to 1347 code for a protein of 284 amino acids. The record is from RefSeq and is a predicted model, not a curated record. The transcript is spliced from 3 exons. Lineage: Eukaryota; Fungi; Ascomycota; Sordariomycetes; Sordariales; Chaetomiaceae.